Messenger RNA from Paramuricea clavata, 720 nucleotides. Lineage: Eukaryota; Metazoa; Cnidaria; Anthozoa; Malacalcyonacea; Plexauridae. The record is from the annotation of a GenBank genome assembly.
AUGGCAGGCUAUAAAAUUGAAUUCAUGCCUGAGGCGAUCUGUGACCAUAAUUGGUCUCGCAAUCCUGAAACAAAAUUUAAUGAUAAAGAACAAUGCAUCAUAGACAAUGAAAUUGAUAAGCUUAUCUGCAUGGGAGUAAUUGAAGUUAGACAGCACUGUGAAGAGGAAUUCAUAUCCCCAAUAUUCAUUCGUGCCAAGAAAGAUGGCAGUCAUAGACUGAUAUUAAACCUCAAAGAUUUAAACACCAAUGUUGAAUAUCACCAUUUGAAAAUGGAAACCCUACAGUCAGCUGUUGCUCUAAUGAGACCAGGGUGCCAUAUGGCAUCGAUCGACCUCCGAGAUGCUUAUUAUUCUGUUCCUAUUGACGUAAACUACAAAAAAUACCUAAAAUUUUACUGGAAAGGCACACUUUACCAGUUUACAUGCUUGCCUAAUGGACUAGCUUCUGCCCCACGGGUGUUUACCAAGAUUGUAAAACCAAUAUAUGCUAUGCUGAGACAGCUGGGCUAUCUUAAUGCAAGCUACAUUGAUGACUCUUUUCUCGAAGGUGACACUAGGCAAGAAUGUAAAGAUGUUUUGCAAACUGACGAAUUGUUGAAUCUGGCAGGGUUUAUUAUCCAUCCAGAUAAAUCUGUCUAUGAACCUGUACAAAAGCUUACCUUUUUGGGCUUUGUCAUGGACUCCAUUAAAAUGCGAGUUACAUUAACACCAGAGAAAACA